AUGCACAGCCUGGAUUUGGGCGUGAUCAAGCCUUACUGUCCACCAAUCGAGAAGUACCCCUCAGCCUCAUCGAUUGCAUCGAUUGGCGUGUCAACUCAAACAGGGGCGUCCCCUCCAACUUCGACAGGACAAGAUCUCGUUGUGUCCUCGAGUGAGCCUCUUGCAACUGAUACUUCUCUAAGCAACCCCGUAUCUCUUCCUUCCUCUGGAGCAGAUGAUUUGAACGCCGAUCCGGGGAUUCCAACACCACAAGUUCCACCUACAAAAUUAGUUUCCAAACGAGCUCUGUGGGGUUGGUUGAAACACACAGAAAUCAAAACUAGCCCGUGA
This is a messenger RNA of Botrytis fragariae, 330 nucleotides long. RefSeq lists its product as uncharacterized. The coding region runs from base 1 to 330 and encodes 109 amino acids. The transcript has 2 exons. Lineage: Eukaryota; Fungi; Ascomycota; Leotiomycetes; Helotiales; Sclerotiniaceae. The record is from RefSeq and is a predicted model, not a curated record.